AUGUGUUUUGCUUGGACAGUGUUAGUAGUAGUUUUCCUCCUUCCUGGUGCUUACAGUUUGAGCAGAGAUGAAUUCCCUUCUCACUUUGUCUUUGGUGCAUCAACCUCUGCCUACCAGGUUGAAGGUGCAGCCAAUGAAGAUGGUAGGAAACCAAGCAUAUGGGAUACAUUUUCCCAUGCUGGAAAUGCAAAUAUGUACAAAGGAGAUGGAGAUGUUGCAUGCGAUGGAUAUCACAAAUAUAAGGAAGAUGUGCAACUCAUGGCCAAUAUGGGUUUAGAUGCCUAUAGAUUUUCAUUAUCAUGGUCAAGACUUAUUCCAGAUGGAAAAGGACCAGUCAAUCCUAAAGGAUUACAGUAUUACAACAACCUCAUCAAUGAACUAAUAAGCCAUGGGAUCCAACCACAUGUUACAUUGCACCAUUGGGAUUUACCACAAACACUUGAAGACGAAUACGAAGGAUGGAUUAGCAAAAAAAUUGUGUAUGAUUUCACAGCUUAUGCUGAUGUAUGCUUCAGAGAAUUUGGUGAUAGAGUUAAGUAUUGGACCACAGUAAAUGAGGUUAAUAUUUUUGCAAUGUUUGGCUAUGGUGUUGGAUUAGGACCACCUCAGAGGUGUUCUCCUUUCUCAGUAGCAAACUGCUCAAGAGGAAAUUCUUCAACUGAGCCGUAUUUAGCAGCACAUCAUAUGUUGUUAGCACAUGCUUCAGCUACAAGAUUGUAUAACAAGAAAUAUAAGGGAGUACAACAUGGGUUUAUUGGGUUGAAUGUUCUUACUAUUAGUUUUGUUCCACUGGCAAAUACUAGUGGAGAUAUUAUUGCCACUCAAAGGGCCCAUGACUUUUGGAACGGAUGGGUACUAAAUCCAUUAACAUUUGGUGAUUAUCCUGAUAUAAUGAAAAGGAAUGUUGGCUCAAGGCUUCCUUCCUUCACUAAAAAGGAAUCAAAUAUGAUCAGAAACUCAUUUGACUUCUUAGGAAUAAACUUUUACAACACGUUUUCUGUUAACAGCUAUCCCGAAAGCUUGAACACGGAAGCUAUAGAUUUCAUGCCAGAUUUUGCAGCACAAAUUACAAUGCUUCCUGAAAAUGAUACAUCUAUAGAUCUGGUGCUAGAUUCCUUGAAGAAUGAUUAUGGAAAUGUUCCAAUAUACAUACAUGAAAAUGGCCACAAAACACCUCAUAAUUCAUCAUUGAAUGAUUUUUCUAGGAUAAAGUACUUGCAGAAAUAUAUUGGGGCCAUAGCUAAAUCAAUAAGGAGUGGAUCAAAUAUAAAAGGCUAUUUUGUAUGGUCCUUUAUGGAUGUGUUUGAAAUACUUACUGGAUAUGAAGUAAGCUUAGGCCUAUACUACACAGAUUUGAAAGAUCCAGACUUGAAGAGACAUCCUAAACUCUCUGCUAAAUGGUACUCAAGUUUUCUGAAAAAUAAACCUACGGAACCAAAGGUUAUUAUGGAAAUUGAGGGUGAUACAUCUUUGCUAUGA
This is a messenger RNA of Vicia faba (fava bean), 1479 nucleotides long. The record is from the annotation of a GenBank genome assembly. NCBI's taxonomy places the organism in Eukaryota, Viridiplantae, Streptophyta, Magnoliopsida, Fabales, Fabaceae.